AUGCACUCCACCGGUGCCCACGUCCGUCCCAAAGCCGCCGCCGUGUCGAAUUCCAAAGCCAACACCGACGGCGACAUUCGAGUCGGGCAGAAGAAAAAGGUGCACUGGCUGACGCAUUACUUUGAGCACAACGCCGACCUCCACGACGACGACUUGAUCUUGUUCACGGACGCAUGGGAUGUGGUCAUUCAGCGUGACUUGCGUGAGCUCACCGCAGUGUUCUUGGCGCAGACCAACCACCAGCGCGGGGUCAUUUUCAUCGGCGAACCCGGCUGUGCCGACUCGUUCACUUUGCCAGGCAUGUACGGCGACCAGUUACGCCAUGGCGCGUUCACGGUCCAGCUCGAUUCGACAUAUCCCGAACGGACGAUUCAAGGCGACAACAUGUGCAACAUAAUUGCUGCGAAAACGUCGAUGAAUUCGUUAUCCAAGGGCCCCACCUGGAGCCUCGGAUCGGGUGGCAUCCUCGGCGAUGUCCAGAGCGUCCGCGCGUUCCUGCGGCGCGUCAACCAAGUGCAUUCCGAGCAGCAGCAAAAAUUUGACCGCCUCGAGUCGCCCUUCUUCUUUUACGGCGACCAAAUCGCCUUCCAACUGGCAUAUGCCCGGUAA
Molecule: messenger RNA, 609 nt
Organism: Aphanomyces astaci
Lineage: Eukaryota; Oomycota; Saprolegniomycetes; Saprolegniales; Verrucalvaceae
Exons: 5
Coding region: 1-609 (202 amino acids)
Source: RefSeq, a predicted model, not a curated record